This is a messenger RNA of Linderina pennispora, 806 nucleotides long. RefSeq lists its product as uncharacterized. Bases 42 to 539 code for a protein of 165 amino acids. The record is from RefSeq and is a predicted model, not a curated record. NCBI's taxonomy places the organism in Eukaryota, Fungi, Kickxellomycota, Kickxellomycetes, Kickxellales, Kickxellaceae. The transcript has a single exon.
GAGGUCUACCACUCGCCCCCAGCCUUUAUAUAGUGGAAGCCAUGAAAGGGGGGUGCAGAGGGGGCGGGUGGAUGACCCACGCCGGGGUAUUAUCCAAACAAUCGUCACCCAAACUUACUUUUAUAACGCCCAGUAUCCGCUCUAACGGUUAUACUCGCAAAGGAGAAUCUGGAUUUAAAGAAAAUAGCAAAGAAAGUGGAAAAAAUUGUAAAAGAGAGAUUCGUAGCUCCGUUGGUAAAAACCGACAGCAGCUCCACCCAAGCGCGCACCAGGAUAACUUUUUCUGCCCAACAAGCGAAAAACAGGCGAGCUCGUCGGGCGGUUCAGUCAUCCAAUAUGGUGUUUCAGAAUUUGGCUUGACCCCUGACUCGCAGGCCUGGCUGCAAAUCGCACCGAGCUCAUCGCCAUGGUUCAGUGGAGGUUGCGUCAUUGGACAAGUGGUGCUGCCCGUCUGCUGCCCGGCUCGUGGCACCUGCGUCCCAGAGACUGAAGCGUGCAACCGCCCCUCGACCGCCGGGUCUCCUGGCGAUGUCCGCUGAUGCUGCUGAUGCUGAUGGCGCCUGCAAUCCGGGUGGUCGGACAGUCUCCACCCGCAGCCAUGCAGCGGCUCAUUUUAUGCAGCUCAGCCUCCCACUGAUCAGCUAUCGCCUGUCGCUUUGCCAGCAAAAUACCCGCCAUUCUGCUCAAUUGCCUUCUCCCCCGCACUUUUGCUGAACCCUGGCUGGCCGUCACCCAACCCCGGGGAACCCUACUGCGCUUGGGCGCAGCCAGGCUGGGGGCAGAGCGGUUGAGAUAAUGAGGAUAGU